AUGGAUCCAGUACAAGAAAAUAUCGGUAAUGAAAAGGCAUUAGUGGAACAGCUAAAUGAUGAAUUUAAAAAGAAGGUGUUGCCAGUGACUAUAUUUGUUGGAAUUGAAGUGGUUUUGGGCUUUUUUGGAAAUCUUUCGGUGCUUUAUGUGUUUCUAUUCCAUUACCCUGUGUGUAACUUUAGAUAUUUUGUGUUAUGUUUGGCGUUUAUCGACAUAAUAAGUACGCUGACCACAAUGCCGGGUGAGAUGGUAACGCAUCUAUACUGGUAUGUAUAUCCUGUGGCGGAAGUGUGCAAAGUGAAAUCGUUCUUUAACAUGUUUACAGUUUCGGCGGAGGCAUUAUGUCUGUUAACAAUUGCAAUAGAUCGAUACAGAAAGGUUUGUCAACCAUUUGGUUGGCAGAUCAAACCGAAAGGGGCACUGAUUGUCAUUUUGUUGAUCUACAUCGUCUCACUUAUACUCGCGAUGCCAGUUCCAUUUCUUUGGGGUAUUAGUUUUCACCAGGAGGUUUAUAGAGGCGUAAACAUCACAACUACUAUAUGUGAGAAAGAUGGUAAAUACAAGCUAACGAAACGACCUCUCCAGUACUCGAUUACAAUGGAGUCCAUCUUGAUAAUCUGCUUGAUUGUAAUGUUUGUUCUGUAUGUGCAGCUCGCAAGGAGGAUAUUACUGAAGAAAAGACGUAGAAAACGCUGGUCCGCUAAAUUUGAUGUCAUGGUGACAAGCUCUUCGUUUUCAACAAAUGCUCAUGAAAUGAAGGCAUUACAAGAUCACAGUGAAAUUGCAUACAUUUCCAGUAUAGAGAACAGUCGUAGGAAGCUUAACCGCCAAAGUGAACAACAUCCUUUUAUUGAAGGAAAUCCAGUUAUCACUCACAAACCAAGCGAACAACAGUUGUUAGAAGGACAUCUGGUCACCACUCCUGAACUAAGAGAGCAACAAUCUUUAGAAAGAUAUCAAGUUAGCAAUUUCAAACCAAGCGAACAACAAUCUUCAGAAGGACAUCACGUCACAAAUUCUAAACCAAGCCUACAACAAUCUUUAAAAGGACAUCAAGUUACCACUUUCAAACCAAACCUACAUCAUACACCUAAGCAUGCGUCUGUAACGGCUCGACAAAUCAAACUCCAAACGGUCCCUACCGACUUCGACACUCCUACUGACGACAGCAGAGGAGUAACAUCAGAUGUUGAUGAUGCGAAAUCAUACAAGACAACAAAGAAACCACCUAAAUCCCGGUCUAAAAGGGCUUCAAGACACAUGAGGACAAAGGUCCGACGAAAGACUUUGAUUAUGUUCGUUUUAACUCUAACGUUUAUGAUAACAACGGUGCUGUACCUAACCCUGCUUUCCUUUAUUGCGAGAUCAGAUGACGUUAUACAUAAAAUGAGUCAUACAAAGAAAGCAGUGUACUUUCUAGCAUUUCGCCUAUAUUUCAUUAACCAUGUGAUAAAUCCAACUGUGUACGGGCUACUUGAUCCGCAUUUUCGGAAAGGGUUGCAGAAAAGGAGAUAA
This is a messenger RNA of Mercenaria mercenaria, 1515 nucleotides long. RefSeq lists its product as uncharacterized. The record is from RefSeq and is a predicted model, not a curated record. The coding region runs from base 1 to 1515 and encodes 504 amino acids. Gene Ontology annotation, biological process: neuropeptide signaling pathway. Lineage: Eukaryota; Metazoa; Mollusca; Bivalvia; Venerida; Veneridae. Gene Ontology annotation, molecular function: G protein-coupled peptide receptor activity. The transcript has a single exon. Gene Ontology annotation, cellular component: membrane.